Naegleria gruberi is the source of this 3902-nucleotide messenger RNA. RefSeq names its product RmlC-like cupin family protein. Gene Ontology annotation, cellular component: endoplasmic reticulum exit site; ER to Golgi transport vesicle membrane. Lineage: Eukaryota; Heterolobosea; Eutetramitea; Acrasida; Naegleriidae. The record is from RefSeq and is a predicted model, not a curated record. Bases 1 to 3873 code for a protein of 1290 amino acids. Gene Ontology annotation, biological process: COPII vesicle coat assembly; autophagy; Golgi organization. The transcript has a single exon.
AUGAGCGAAUUAUUUGAAACCAGCAAUCAAGAAGAUGAUUUGUUCGGGAACAGUGGUGAGGACUUCUCAUCCUUUUUGCAACAACCACUUUCGAAACCAAUAGGACAAAACACGGAGUUGGUUUCUGAAAUGCAUAGUAUUUCUUUAUCCGAUACUGUGGUUAACCACCCAACACACAUUGAACAGGAGAAUGACCAACAGGAAAACAAUGAUCAAAUCGUGCCUUCUUAUGAAACUGUCAAAGAAGAAAAAGAAGAAGAACCCCAUACUACUCUUCAAGAUGAUGGAAAAGAAUUUAAUUCCGAACCGGUAAACAAUGAUUUAGGUUUUAAUGGUGAAGACGAUUUAUUCGGUGGAUCAACCAGCAAUGUACAGGAUUUUGGUAGUAUGAUACUAAUGCAACAAACACCUCCGAUAGUUGAACCACAUAUUGCACCCCAAGAAAUUGUUCCUCCAAUUGUUCAAACUUAUUUAAAUCAGGAGAGUGCCAUUCAACACCCUGAAAGUACCCAUCCUAUAAUUUCAUCUCCAACUAUUAAUACAUCUUUUCCUCCAAAUAGCGUUCCAACACUCAAUCAAUCCAUCAUUGUAAACAAUAGUAGUGGUGCUACAUCAAGUACUUUGAGCCCACCUCCUUUGCGUUCUACAAAUAGUACCUCUUCAAUUUCUUCCAGAAAUAGAUAUGUGAAUAGUUUCGGAACACAAUCCAGAUCUGCCUUCACUUUACCUGUUUCUAGCCCACCAAGUGGUACUCCAACAAACAUCAAUCCUCAAACUCCUCCUAUGGUGAAUACUGAAAGAGUUGUUACAAGCACUCCCCCAUAUGGAAAUUUAAGCAGUAGUUCUGUUAUUCCUCAAUAUCCUCCAGUGGUUAAUGCAAUUAAUUCAACAUUGCCUCAACAAGUUCCAACUCCAACAAAUGAUAAUCACUUUGCAAAUCACUAUUCCAACAGCCAAAGCAUGAUUCCACUUAACAAUAGAUCUGCUGUUAUGGAAGGAUACUCUUCAUCACCUCCACCUUUCCAAGGUAGACAAACACCAACCCAAUUUGCAACUACAACUAAUGGAUUGGUAAAUAACCCAAUGAUUAAUAAUGGACAAAUGGUGAAUAACUCAUUGAUGAAUCCUGCUACAGUGAACAAUCAAAAUAUAAAUCAUUUGAAUGGUAACUCAAUGAUGAGCCAAUCAACUAUGAGUAAUAUGGGGAUGAAUAAUGGACAAAUGAUGAAUAAUUAUGGAAUGAUGAACUCUACAAUUAACAAUGCUCAUCCAACUAAUUUCAUGCCUAACAAUAUGAAUAAUUCCAUGAAUAUGAUGAAUCACCCACAUUCCAACAGCCCAAUGAUGAUGAAUAACCCAAUGAACCAAUACAUGAACCCAAUGAUGAUGAAUAAUUCAAUGAUGCAAAGAUCAAUGUCUCCAAAUUAUCAACAAAAUCAAAUAAUAUCUAGACAAAUUUUAGAUCAAGAAAUUGAGUUACGUAAAACAUAUCCAAAACCAAUAUUUUGCUUUUCAUUUGGUGGAAAGAUUAUUACAUCUUUACCUACUAUUAAUCCACACUCGCAACCAUCAAACAGCUUUGUUCACCAACAAAGAAAUCAAGCUCUAUACUAUCAACCAGGAUUAUUUAAAGUGCAAAAAUUGAAUCAAUUAAUUAAUUAUAGGUCCAGUAUUAUCAAAUCAUUGGAGGAUUAUCCAAUCACCAAUAUUUCUCAACAAUUUGAUGAAAAUAAUUCAAACAACAUUAAUAUUUUGUUGGAUCAAUUGGUUAAAUAUAUGAACUUGAAAAUAUAUGAAAAGCAACAAGCCCUUAUCCAAGAUAAUGACGAAAAGUGUAUGGGAGAAAAAAUGUUAUGGGAUUUGGUUAAAAUUGUAAGCAAAUAUGUAAAUGGCAAUGUGAACAUGGUAACUAGUGAUAUUAAUUCCCUUCUUACUGUUCUAAUUAAUAACGUACCAACUGAAUUACCAAUUAAUUCAGAAAAUGAACAAACCUCCUUCAAUGAGGCGGAACAUGUUGUCAGUAUUCAAAAUUUGUUAAUCAAUGGCCAAAUCAAGCAAGCUUGUCAAUAUGCACAAACCAACAAGAUGUGGUCUCACGCUAUACUUUUGAGUAGUAUGAUUGAUAAACAGACAUAUCAACAAGUAGUUUCCACUUUUGCCAAAUUGACUCUCAACUUGGGUAGCCCACUUCGUACUCUGUAUUGUACAUUUGCUGGAAAGCCUUUGGAAGCAUUUGAAUCAAACAACUCUGUCAAUGUUGAUCAAUAUGGAAAUCAAUAUACAUUACAAACAUCUCAAAACGAGCAACAACAAUUAGAGAAAAUGUCCUCUCAGUGGCUACAAAAUUUAUCCAUAAUGUUUAAUAAUAGACAAGGUGCUACCAGUCAAUCAGUAAUUGAAAAGAUAGGAGAUAUGUUGUGGAAGGAUUGCUAUCAAGUCCCUCAGUCUCACUUUUGUUACAUGAUAGGUGACUUGAGUGCUAUUGUAUCAGCAUUUACGAUAGCAUCUAAUUAUCAAGCUGCAACUUCAAAUCAAUCAUCCAAGGAAAAUAUUCAGCAACAAUCGCAACAAGCAAUGAUUGCAAUUUCCAAUAUUCUCUCCACUAGUAUUGUAAAUAAGAGAGUAAUUUUAUUAGGUGGUGAUAAUAAGAGAGAUCUUAGACAUUAUAUUAACGAAGAAACAAUUCAAUUGUCAGAGAUUUUUGAAUUACUUAAAGCAAUUAUCACUAAGAAUUGCUUGACAGCUGUCCAAGAACAAAAUACCCCUCCAAUAUCAAUGAUUAUUAAUUCAUCAUUGUUAACCUACAAGUUGGUAUAUGCAUACUGCCUUGCUGAUUUUGGAUUCUUGGAAAAGGCAAAUGAGUGCUGUGAUUAUUUGAUUGAAAUUGUGAAGAGAACUCAGCAAUCUAUGAAGUUCAAUAAUUAUUUCAAACUCCACCUUCAAGAGCUCAAAAAUAGAAUUAUUGAAAGUAAUAGACUUAACAAUAUAGUAGUACCUCAAAGGAAACCAACCUCAGGUGCAGCUAAUAAUUCAGGGGUAACGGGAUGGUUCAUGAAGGGUUUAGAGAGCAUAAUCCACGGUGGAGAUAGUCCAACAACUCCAGUCGAAAGUACAACUACCCUCAUUCAAACCAAUACAAUCAAUACCAACUCAAUGAUACCAAACAAUAAUAUUCCAUCCCAACAACAGCCUAAUUAUCACAAUACCAUUGGCCAGGGUAUUCAAGCAAAUCCAAUUCGCUCAUCUACACCAACUAAUAUGAUUUCUACUCAGCCUUCUUAUCAAUCAUCUACUCAAACCCCACCACCCUCAACUCACACACCUCAACCACCUUCCUAUCAAGCAACAUCUAUUCAAACUCCACCACCUUCCAAUAAUACUCCUCCACCAACCUCCACACCUCCAGUCAACCAAGCAAUUAAUAAUACCUAUGCUGAAGAAGGAAGUGGUGUUGGUGGUUGGUUCAAGAGUUUGUGGGGAGGAGGAAGUAAAGCAAGUAAGAAAGAAGCAAACAUUGGCAAGAAGAAUGAAUUUUAUUACGAUGACAUAAAAAAGAGAUGGGUAAGAAGAGGUCAAGAGAACGAAGUUGAAGCACAGGUCCAAGCUCCUCCACCAUCUCUCUCUGCAAUCUCUUCCACAACCCUCCAAUCUGCUGCCUCACAAAUGAGAGGAGGUGCUGGUAGAUAUGUAAACAUGUUCAGUGGCCAACAACCCACAAGUAAUCCACCAAUGAUGUCAAAUAUGCCUCCACCAAUGAUGGGAAAUAUGCCUCCAAGUAACCCAAUGACGGGAAAUAUGCCUCCACCUUCCUUUGGUACAAUGCCAUCAUCUAAUAUUAUGCCUCCAUUCUUCAAUCCUAACACCAAUAAUUAGUUGGAAUAAAAUGCAAAAAAUAAUUGAAU